AUGUUCACCGCCGCGCUCGAGUGUUCCAACAUGAUGACCUCCUCUGCCUCUGUCUCUGUGGAAUACUUUGAGCUGGCGCAGUACUACUCCCAUGUCUUGGCCCGUGUGGAUCGCCUCGCGCAAGAUGUCGUCGACGCUCUCUGGCAGGAGGUCGACGCUCUCAGCCGUGUCCUCGAUCACAAGACCGAGGACGGCGCGAUGGUGCUGGAGGAAGCGGAAGCGGCAUACAACGAUCUGGUCUCUCUGCACCUAUCCCAGGGCAUCGACGUUGUCGCUCUCUGCGCGGCGUCAUUGUACGCAGAGGACGAGGAGCAGCCCAGCGACGAAGACACCGCGCCCUCUGCCACCUCCUACGGGGGCAUGACGUGCUCUGAGUCGCAGCUCCUCGCGGCCGUCGCUGCUAACCCUUCCUUCGACUACAUGGAGGCCGCUGAGAUCUACGUGGAGAUCUACGGGGAGGAGUUCAAGGACUUCGUUUACCAAGUCCUGUCGAGGGCUGGCUGGCUCUGA
Messenger RNA from Punctularia strigosozonata HHB-11173 SS5, 510 nucleotides. RefSeq lists its product as uncharacterized. The transcript is spliced from 3 exons. Bases 1 to 510 code for a protein of 169 amino acids. NCBI's taxonomy places the organism in Eukaryota, Fungi, Basidiomycota, Agaricomycetes, Corticiales, Punctulariaceae. The record is from RefSeq and is a predicted model, not a curated record.